Molecule: messenger RNA, 732 nt
Organism: Symphalangus syndactylus (siamang)
Lineage: Eukaryota; Metazoa; Chordata; Mammalia; Primates; Hylobatidae
Gene: RARRES2
Product: retinoic acid receptor responder 2
Biological process (GO): positive regulation of chemotaxis; inflammatory response; innate immune response
Cellular component (GO): extracellular matrix
Molecular function (GO): signaling receptor binding
Source: RefSeq, a predicted model, not a curated record
UGGGGGCCGCCCCGCGAGAAGAAGAGCGGGAAGAGGCUGACAGCGAGGCCAAGAUUUCAGCUGCGGGACGGUCAGGGGAGACCUCCAGGCGCAGGGAAGGACGGCCAGGGUGACAAGGAAGCAUGCGACGGCUGCUGAUCCCGCUGGCCCUGUGGCUGGGCGCGGUGGGCGUGGGCGUCGCCGAGCUCACGGAAGCCCAGCGCCGGGGCCUGCAGGUGGCCUUGGAGGAAUUUCACAAGCACCCGCCUGUGCAGUGGGCCUUCCAGGAGACCAGUGUGGAGAGCGCCGUGGACACGCCCUUCCCAGCUGGAAUAUUUGUGAGGCUGGAAUUUAAGCUCCAGCAGACAAACUGCCGGAAGAGCGACUGGAAGAAAUCCGGGUGCAAAGUCAGGCCCAAUGGGAGGAAACGGAAAUGCCUGGCCUGCAUCAAACUGGGCUCUGAGGACAAAGUUCUGGGCCGGAUGGUCCACUGCCCCAUAGAGACCCAGGUUCUGUGGGAGCCUGAGCACCAGGAGACCCAGUGCAUCAGGGUGCAGCGGGCUGGUGAGGACCCCCACAGCUUCUACUUCCCUGGACAGUUCGCCUUCUCCAAGGCCCUGCCCCGCAGCUGAGCCAGCACUGAGCUGCGUGGCGCCUCCAGGACCGCUGCCGGUGGUAACCAGUGGAAGACCCCAGCCUCCAGGGAGAGGACCCCGUUCUAUCCUCGGCCAUGAUAAUAAAGCUGCUCUCCCA